This is a messenger RNA of Lachnellula hyalina, 1230 nucleotides long. Its product is annotated as putative glycosyl transferase. The record is from RefSeq and is a predicted model, not a curated record. Bases 1 to 1230 code for a protein of 409 amino acids. Gene Ontology annotation, molecular function: glycosyltransferase activity. NCBI's taxonomy places the organism in Eukaryota, Fungi, Ascomycota, Leotiomycetes, Helotiales, Lachnaceae. The transcript has a single exon.
AUGGACACUAAAAUUUAUUCCAUGCCAAAAGGGAUGCAUGCUAUUCCAGGGCACCUGCUUGACCUGCGCUCCGACUCCGAAGUCGACCAUGAUCUCCUCCACCCCAAGCCCGUCACCGACGAAAAGAACGUCUGGUUUUUCUGGCACAGCGGAUUCCAAAACAUGCAUCCCUACACCCAACGCAACAUACGCGCCUGGCAUAGAAGGUUCUCCCCCCAAGGAUGGGUAAUACGCGUGAUGGACAGACUACCAUCCUCGCCCCUCAACGUUGCCAAUUUCCUCGAUAUCGCCGAUCCGGGCACCUUUCCCCGUGCCUUUGUCGACGGCACUAUUGGUGGCGAUUACGCCCCUCAGCAUAAUUCCGAUCUCGUCAGAUGGCCGCUCCUUCUCAAGUAUGGAGGCGUGUACGCUGAUGUAGGCUUGAUGCAACUCGGCGACUUGGAUCGUAUGUGGAGUGAGACGGUUGGGAAUCCCGAUUCCCCGUUCGAUGUCCUUUCUUAUAACAUGGGUGGUGUUGAUGAGCGCAGUCUGACGAAUUACUUCCUCGCUUCUGGUCGCGACAAUCCGCUUUUCGCACGGUGCCACAAGCUUUUCUUGGAACUGUGGGCGGCUGAUGACGGGAAGGCAAGUACGGAGGGGAUGCAUAGUAGCCCGUUGCUGCGAGGUGUUCCGUUGUUAGGCCAGACGCUGAGUUUCGAGGAGAACGGCAAGAAGUAUGGCCCAGAGGAGGCUAGCCGAAUGUUGUCGGACUAUAUCACUCAAGGCCAAGUCAUGUCAAUGGUCAUGGGAUUGAUUGACGCGGAAGGUGGCUGGGAUGGACCUAGGUAUUGCGCUGAGAGGGUUUAUGCCAUCGAGUAUAUGGUUGGCUCGCAACUUAUCAAUGAGAUGACCGCGUGGGACGGCACGAAGGCAUUUCGUCUGAUGUCUCUAUCGCUUGCCAAGGAUGGGGAGGCAGAGAGCUCUGAGCAGGAAGAGGCAAGAAAGAUCGUCGAGGCGUGUCUCCAGAAGAGCUUCGGGUUCAAGUUGGCCCACGGCAUAAUUCUCAGAAUGCUGGGAGCGACGCUUGGCUCGUUGUGGAGGAAGCAUGAUGGUUCUGAUAAUGUGCAGGGAACCUACGCGCAUUGGCUGAGACACGGUACAAUGUAUUGGAAUCAGGAUGGAAUCCCACCCCGUAUGGAUUUCCAAGUGGUUGAGCCUUUCAAAAGAGGGCCUCUGUUGAGAGAGAAAUGA